AUGCCCCCGAGAAAAUCAGCAGCCACACCUAUAUUUGUCAACAAGGAGGAUGGAAACUUCCGCGAGGCAUUGAAGUUGUAUGACCAGAAGCAGUACAAGAAGGCUCUCAAGCUAGUCGAUGUCAAUUUGAAAAAGAAUGCAAGCCACGCCGAGUCGUUGGCGUUGAAAGGGUGUAUAUUGUUCCACACGGGCAACAAGGAGGAUGCGGCAACUUACAUUGACAAGGCAAGUAAGAAGGACCCCAACAAUUACCUUGUGGACCAUUUGGUGGGACUCUACUACCGGGCGUUGGAGGACUACGUUGAAGCUGCAAAAUGGUUGCAAGCUGCCAACGAGAAUGGUUCUCCAAACAAACCCAUCUUGAGGGACUUGUCGUUCAUGCAGGCGCAGAAUAGGGACUACAAGAACUUGAAGGACAGCAGACAGCAGUUUUUGGAGCAUGCACCGGGUUUUCGAGCCAACUGGACGGGACUAGCUGUUGCUCAGCAUUUAUGCAAGGACUACGCGGGAGCCGUUUCCACACUCACCAAGAUUGAAGGAAUAAUCAAGGAGCACUUGACGGCAAGCGACAUGUACGAGCACAAUGAGUGCAUUCUCUACAAGAAUCAAAUCAUUGCAGAAUCGGGCAAUUUUGCAAAGGCAUUGGAGGAGCUCGAGAGUGACAAGGACAGCAUAAAGGAUCAGUUAUCGUAUUUGGAGUACAAGGGGAAGUACUUGCUCUUGUUGGGGCGCAAGGAGGAAGCAUCAAAAGUUUAUCGUAUGCUUUUGAAAAGAAACCCCGAUUGCGUCCACUAUUACUCAUUAUUGGAAACAUGCUUGGGAAGCACGAGCAAAACGCCAGAGGAGAGAUUGAAAUUGUAUGAAAAAUUGACCAAAUUUUACCCUCGCUCCGAUCCACCGAAAUUUAUACCAUUGACUUUUUUACCAUCAGACUCGCCCGAGUUUGAAAAAAAAUGUGGCGACUAUAUUAUACCCCAGUUGUUGCGCGGAGUACCAGCAACGUUUGUCAAUGUUAAGCCAUUAUACCAGAGUCCCAAAAAGCUCGAAAUCAUUGAGCAGAUAGUCUUGGACUUUUUGGAGCAUGAAGCUCCAAAACAACCCAACCCAACCGUGACUGUAUGGUGCUAUUAUUAUCUUGCCCAGCAUUAUUUGUACAAAAAGGAUUUGAAACUAGCGCAAAAGUAUAUCGACCUAGCCAUCGACCACUCGCCAACAUUGGUGGAGUUGUACAUAGUCAAAGCUAGAAUCACCAAGCACGAAGGAGAUCUUGAACAAGCAUCGGAAAUCAUGAACGAGGGGAGGUUGUUGGACUUGCAAGACCGGUUUGUAAACUCCAAAGCCACCAAGUACAUGCUCAGGGCAAACAGAAUAAACGAAGCCAUUGAUUGCAUCUCGCUCUUUACAAAGUUGGACGAAGGUGCCGUGAAUGGGUGCAAAGACUUGCACAUGAUGCAAGUUAGUUGGGUACUCGUUGAGAGCGCCGAGGCAUACCACAGAUUAUAUCACCAAUUAAAAAAGCAAUUACAGGAACUGGACUUUGAAAAGGAAAGCGAGGAAUACGAGGAAGCGGUGGAAAAUGUCGAAAUCCACAGAGCUCUUGCCUUGAAAAGGUUCAAUUCGAUUGUCAAGUUGUACAAGACUUUUUUCAAUGACCAAUACGAUUUCCACUCCUAUUGCUUGAGACGUGGUACCCCACGAGACUACAUUGACACCAUAAGAUGGGAAGACAAAAUCAAAUCGACUCCAAUAUACACCAGAGCCUUGAAAGGGUUGGCCGAGAUCCAUUUUGAGAUUUACCAGCAACAGCAGGAGAAAAUUGAUGGCGAUCAGCUCGACGAUGUGAAAAUCAAGAUGAAAAGUGGAUCCAAAAAGCAAAAGAAAGCCAAGGUUCAAUUCAAUAAAAAGAAGGCUGGGCUCAUUGCCAAAGUUGAAAGCGAGAAAGACGAUGAAGAUCCGUUGGGACUUAAAAUGCUUCACGAUUUGGAAGCAUCUGAUGUUAUUGAGAAAUUGUCCGAACUAUUCCAACCACUCAGCGAAGAGGCACCCCGGCUAAUCUUGACGUGGGAUGUGCUUUACCAAAUCUAUGCCAUCCAGGGCAAAUACGUUUUAGCAUUGCAAGCGAUUAAGAAUUUAGAAAAGAUUUUGAAUAGAACCGGAGACAAGAAGAAGAAGCAAAUAGGUGAUAAAGUCAUCAAUCUAUCUCAAAUCUCGCACAAGGAUUCCGGAGCCAAUCAAGCUAUAGUGAAAGUUGUUGAAAAAGGUUUAAAUUCAGCAUUUCCAGAAUUUGAAAAGUUGUCACUUGAAGAAUUCACAGCGACUUAUAGCCAAUAG
Molecule: messenger RNA, 2331 nt
Organism: Lodderomyces beijingensis
Lineage: Eukaryota; Fungi; Ascomycota; Pichiomycetes; Serinales; Debaryomycetaceae
Source: the annotation of a GenBank genome assembly